Messenger RNA from Pocillopora verrucosa, 2831 nucleotides. RefSeq names its product E3 ubiquitin-protein ligase TRIM23-like. Gene Ontology annotation, molecular function: GTP binding; GTPase activity; zinc ion binding. Gene Ontology annotation, cellular component: plasma membrane; lysosomal membrane; cytoplasm. NCBI's taxonomy places the organism in Eukaryota, Metazoa, Cnidaria, Anthozoa, Scleractinia, Pocilloporidae. Gene Ontology annotation, biological process: vesicle-mediated transport; intracellular protein transport. The record is from RefSeq and is a predicted model, not a curated record.
ACUACAUUACGGAAUAAUACUGCAUUGUCUCCCUGGCUCUGUGUUAUGUGGCAGCCGCGUCAAGUAGGGCGGGAAAUACAGAAGGUGAACGCAAAACAACAGCUAUCCACGGCCAUAAAACGAGGGGAUUAUCUUACUGUCAUUCAGCAGAAAGAUGGAAGCUUCUUCAGUUGUUGUACCAAAAACAAGAAGUCGUCUAAAUGUGUUAGAGUGUCGAGUUUGUGAAGAUGUAUUCACCCUUCAAGGUGACAAAGUUCCAAGGUUAUUAUUGUGUGGACACACUGUCUGUCAUGACUGUUUGACUCGGCUACCAGUCCUUGGGCACAAACUUCACUGUCCCUUUGACAGACAGUCAACUGAACUGGGUGACUCUGGAGUCUGGGGUUUAAAGAAAAAUUUUGCAUUGUUGGAACUGUUAGAACGUCUUCAAGUGCUACAAGAACCAUCAGUAAUAAGUGACAGUGAGAGCAGAGAUGACACUGUUAGAUGUGAUGAAAAUGAAGAGCACAUUGCCAACAUAUACUGUACUGUUUGUGAAACUAACUUGUGUGGUGAAUGUGCAGAGGGUACUCACUCCACCAAAACUCUAGUGAAGCACAGAAGAAUUCCCAUUUCUGAGAAACCCAAAGAAAAGCCAAAAUGUCUACAACACUCAGCUCAUGUCAUAGAAUUCACAUGUUUAGAGGAAGAAUGUCAAGAUAACUCACUGAUGUGCUUUGUGUGUCGAGAUUAUGGUAAACAUCAGGGACAUAAGCAUACUCUACUUGAGAAUGAAGCAGAGAACAUGCGUGCCUCUGUGACCAAAGUCAUACAGCAUGUUAGAACCUUUACUGAUGAAGUUGAUGGGUCAGCUGCAAGGCUUUCUUCAGUUAUUGAAGCAAUUGAAGGUGGGGUGUUGAUGCAAGAGGAUGAACGAGGAAAUCUCGUUGCGCAACAUGUUGCUGGAACUGCAGAAGAUGCAAGAAGUAAAGUGCGAGCAUAUUUUGAUGAUCUACGAGAAACAGUCAACCGACAAGAGGAGGCUGGACUUGCUGUUGUUAAUAAUUAUGUGAGAGAGAAACUACUGUCACUCAGACAACAACAGGAGGACAUGGCUGUUUUGAUGUCGCAAGUAACAUCUGUCUGUGUUGAGUGUGACAGAGCACUCAAGAGGAGUGAUGCUGAGGUAAUAGAAGCCAGAAACAGUAUCCACAGUCUUUUGGAAACAGUACAAGACCAGCAGGAGCAGUUCACCAACAUUGCUAGCCUCUGUGACACAGAUGCUGCCAUCCCUGUUGCCUUUACAAAAGACAAUAGGGUCCACAUAGGCCCAAAAAUGGAAAUGAGAGUAGUUGCACUGGGACUUGAUGGAGCAGGAAAGACUUCAAUUUUAUUUAAAAUGAAGCAUGAUGAGUUUGUCUCGCCCAUAACAACAAUUGGAUUCAAUGUGGAAACUGUUGAACAUCGCAGUUUAAAGUUUACUCUUUGGGAUGUUGGUGGUCUGCAGAAACUCCGUCCACUUUGGAGACAUUAUUACCUUAACACACAAGCUGUGAUCUUUGUGAUUGACAGUAACAAUUUAGAGCGUAUUGAAGAGGCUCAUGAGGAACUUGCAAAAUUAAUGGCAGAGAAAAGACUGAAAGAUGCUCUGUUGUUGAUAUAUGCUAACAAACAGGACUUGCCCAGUGCUCUCAGUGUUGAUGAUCUCACUGAAAAGCUUGCUCUCCAUAAGCUGUGUUGUGGAAGGAGCUGGAACAUAUUUGCCUCUGAUGCACAUUCUGGCAAGGGCCUACAUGAAGGCUUAGACUGGCUUGCAAGACAACUUAUGUCUGAGUUUGCACAAUGACUGAUAGUAAGGGCAAGGAACAUUUGUGAAGAAUGGACACACUUGAGUUCAACUCAAAAGCAAAGGUCAAGCCAUGUUAGAGACAGAAGACAGGUUAGAAGUUGGUAGCUUAGGUCUUAAGGCAGCUAGGGUAUAGUUAGAUAUGAAAGGUUAGUUUGCCAGCAAGCAGGGUGGCUGAGUGGUGCUGAACUGUUGAUGUGUUGGUCCACAAUCCAAGAAUCAUUCUUGAAAACUGCACUAUUUGAAGAGGUUAUAUUCUCAUAUAUCAAUAUCAAUUUUCCAUGAAAAUAUUUCUGGUAUGAGUAAAUCAAUGGCUUUCACUCUAGUUUUUCAUGAACAGAUAGAAGAAAAAAACCCAUAUCUCUAAUCUUUUGAACCAGAAUCGUGGCUGUAAGGUGAUAUUACAACUGAUAUACAAUAAUAUUCAUCUUUUUCAAUAUUUAUGUUUCUUUAUUAUAAGUAAAAGUGAGGUACAGUACAUUGACUUUGAAACAGAACUAAUUAAGAGCAGAAUCAACUAAUUAAAAUAAAGACAAUACUGAAGUUAAAACAAACUAGUAACACUGGCAAUUUUUGCAUUCUUUAUGCAAUUUGUACUAUCAUAAUGAUAAAGUAAACUUAAUUAGCUGUAUAUUAGAUAAAAAAGAUAAAUUCUUAAAAUAACUGAACCCUGAGUAACCUACAGAAUGCAGCAUGCAAACUACAUGUAAUAACACUGUAUCUUUGUAACCUUUAGUUAGGAAACACCCCAGAAUAAGGGGAACUGUUUCAAUCCAAAUUGGAAAUGACUUUCUUUUUUUCCAAAGAAAACUCUCAGAUUGUAUUAAUGUAACAAUCCUACAACUUAUGUCUCAGGAAAUGUAAUCUUAUUACCCUUCAACGUGCUCAGGAGUGAACACUUGUAUGUUUUUUUUAAAACUGGCAUUGCACUUUAGGUCUAAGUUAACAGUUUAAAACAGUUUUCUGUGGAAGGUUUUGGUACUCCACAUUAAACAGAGCCAAAGUA